CUUGUCACACCUUUAAUCAUACAUUGCACUCUACUAAUUAUUAUUUCUUCGAUUUAUAGCUGGUUCUAGGUCCCUCCCUCUUUUAUCGAUUAAAUUUCGUGAAAGGUGAUACUUUCAAGGGAUUAGAUUAGUCUUGCAAUUUGAUCGAUUUAAGUUCGAGAGUACAGAUUUGAAUUUAUUUAGAAAUUGUUUUCUGUUUUUCUGUUUCUGCAGGCUGAAAUGAUUUUACUAGUGUCCGCGUCCUGUUCCAAUAGUCUGGAGGUGUUUCAUAGUAUAUCUCAGGAAGAGAAAACAUUAACUAAAAGAAAACGGCAGAGACGUAGAGUGACCCACUUCGGGUGAAUUCGAUCAAACAAAAAAAUCUGGGAAUGACGCGGCAGAGUUGGUGGAAAAUCUGGGAAUAACGUGGCAAAGUUAGUGUCGUCAAAGUGUGCCUGCUUAAUCAUUUUAUCAGUAAGCAUGUAGGAGCUUCCAAGGAAAACAACCAACAAAUGAUAGAAGAAAACCAAAAAUAAAAAUUAAAAAAAAAAAAGAUAAAGAUUAACUAGUGUCCAUGGAAAAGGACCAAAGUUAGUGUAGUCGAAGUGUGCCUACUUGUGAUGAAAAAACCGGAGCACGAGCAGAACAAUGUCACCUUCAACUGGAUCUAGUUUCUCACUAUCCAUAGCAAUAAUCCUAUUAUCAACUCAAGUCUGGGCUGAUUCAGAUUCGAUUGAGAGAAAAUUCUACUACUGUGUUAAUCCCCAUACUAUCCCUCCUGUACCUUUCUCCAAAACAUUUUUCACCCCCAGAAAUGCUUCCUUCACCUCCAUUCUUAAUUCCACUGCACAAAACCUUAGGUAUUUGGCACCAUCCGAGCCUAAGCCAAAGCUUAUAUUCACACCAUUGGAAGAAUCCCACGUUCAGGCAGCCGUCAUAUGUGGGAAAGAACUUGGGAUUCAGCUUAGAAUUCGCAGUGGAGGCCAUGAUUAUGAAGGCAUGUCUUUCACUAGUGUCACUGAAUCAGUGCCAUUCAUAUUGCUCGAUCUUGCAAAUCUUAGAUCCAUUAAUGUAAGUAUAGAACAAAACAAUGCGUGGGUUCAAGUGGGUGCGACAAUUGGUGAAGUUUAUUACAGGAUAUCCCAGAAAAGUCAAUGCCACGGCUUUCCGGCAGGACUCUGCACCAGCGUUGGUGUCGGUGGGCACAUCACCGGAGGUGGAUAUGGUCCAAUGAUGAGGAAAUACGGGCUCGCCGUCGACAACGUUGUCGAUGCGCGAAUAGUUGAUGCCAAAGGAAGAAUUCUUGAUAGGAAAUCAAUGGGGGAGGAUUUGUUUUGGGCAAUUAGAGGUGGAGGAGGAGGGAGCUUCGGAGUCCUCCUGGCUUGGAAACUCAGAUUGGUUCCCGUUCCGACAAUUGUGACUGUUUUUACAGUACCAAAAACAUUGGAACAAGGAGCAACAAAACUCCUGUAUAGAUGGCAACAAGUUGCUGAAAAUCUCGACGAAGAUCUCUUCAUCAGAGUCCUUAUCCGGGCUGUGAACGUGAAUUCUACCACUAAUCAAUUAGGCCAAAGGACAAUACGGACUUCCUAUCAGGGAUUAUUCCUUGGAAGAUCUGACAGACUUUUACAAGUAAUGAAGAGAGGAUUUCCUGAAUUGGGAUUAUCCCAGAAGGAUUGUAAAGAAAUGAGCUGGAUUGAAUCGGUUCUGUACAUCGCCCAGUAUCCGAGCAGUCUCCGGCCUGAAUUUCUGAUUCAGGGGAAAUCAUAUUUCAACAGGAGUUACUUCAAAGCAAAAUCUGACUAUGUAACAGAGCCAAUUCCAGAGCAGGUUUUGGAAGGAAUUUGGGAAAGGUUCCUAAAGGAAGAUUCACCGUUGACCAUUUGGAAUCCUUACGGUGGGAUGAUGAGUAGAAUCUUGGAAUCUGCAACCCCAUUUCCUCAUAGAAAAGGCAGAAAGAUUAUGAUCCAGUGGGUGACGCUAUGGGAAAGUGAAGACCAGGAUAGAGCAAACAAACACAUUGAUUGGAUCAGGGAACUGUACGAUUUCGUGGCUCCGUACGUUUCCAAGUCCCCGAGAGAAGCUUAUGCCAAUUACAAGGAUCUUGAUCUGGGAAUAAACGACGUCGAGGGUGACACGAGUUUGAAGAAAGCCAGCAUUUGGGGCAGCAAAUACUUCAAGAACAAUUUCAAAAGGCUCGCACUUGUGAAGACAAAAUAUGAUCCUGAUAAUUACUUCAGACACGAACAGAGCAUUCCAACCCUUCGGGUCUUGUCUGAAUGAUCCAUCUAUUAUUGGUCACGGUAAAUUAGUAACAAUAAGAGUAGUAUUCCUUUACGCAAUAAUCUUGAGUCAUGACGGUCGAACACUCUGAAAAAAUUUAUAUUUGUUUUGUUUUUUUAGUGGGUAUUUUAAAGUAUUUUUUAUAUUGUGAAUGUAAAAAGAUAUAUUGAAAAUGUAAAAAAUGUAUGCUGAAAUGAGACAGUUAUUAAUAUAUUAAUUUAAAAAAAAAUCAAUCAUGUUCUUGUUUACCUUUUCGUGACGAUUGAAAAAGAGUAAUAGUAAAUUAGUAAUAAUUAGAGUAGGUCAAAUUUACCUUUUCUUAUGUUACUUUCUUGCUAGUUUUUUUCUAUGUAGGAGUUUUUGCCUACUAUUUUUGGUGUUUAUUUUCUUUCGAUAUGAAAGUUUAGCUCUCUUUUAUGGAGAUUUUUUUAAUCUUUUUAUGUUUUAGGUGUUCUCCUCAGCAAAUAUGAUGAAGAAGAGGGAGAUUUGAAGAAAGAAAUACAUUACGAAGAUGAUUAAAGACAUCCA
Molecule: messenger RNA, 2790 nt
Organism: Oldenlandia corymbosa var. corymbosa
Lineage: Eukaryota; Viridiplantae; Streptophyta; Magnoliopsida; Gentianales; Rubiaceae
Source: the annotation of a GenBank genome assembly